UAACUGGUCUGUCUUUGUCUUUCUAGAGGCUUUGACGAAACUGGAUCUUGGAAAGCUGCUGUCCGGUCUUCAUACAUCAGUGCUUCAGGGUGAAGGUUUUUAAAGAUCAACUGGUCUCUGACAAUCACUUUUAAGCAAUUUCUGAGCAAAAAUCCAAAAUCAGAGGCCCUUGCUUUUAAAUUGACGUUUAAGGCAAAGACUAAAGACUUUCACCUUGAUAUUUGCAAGUGAUGAUAGGACAGCCGUUAAUCUCUGUAUAACUGAAGGAACUUUCAACACAUAAUCAAAUUCAUCAUGCAUCUGGAAGUUAAAGUUGCGUUGAACUUCAUCGUGUCCUACUUGUACAACAAGCUCCCGCGCCGUAGGGCAGAUCUGUUUGGUGAGGAGUUGGAGCGUAUCCUGAUGUCCCGCUUCGAAGGGCAUUGGUACCCUGAAGCUCCUUUACGUGGUUCUGCCUUCCGCUGCCUGCAUCUGGGAGCUCCCAGGGAUCCUGUGGUGGAGCUGGCAGCCAGGAGAAGCGGUCUGGACACAGAGGAAGUCCGCGCCAACGUUCCCCCCGAGCUCAGCAUUUGGAUCGAUCCUUAUGAAGUGUCCUACCAGAUUGGGGAGAAGGGUGCCGUGAAAGUCCUCUACACGGAGGAUCCACCAGGUUUAGGGGGCGAUGCCGAAAGUUCCGACGUCGCUCUCAAAGGAGAUGUGGAG
Messenger RNA from Sinocyclocheilus rhinocerous, 702 nucleotides. RefSeq names its product protein Tob2-like. Lineage: Eukaryota; Metazoa; Chordata; Actinopteri; Cypriniformes; Cyprinidae. Gene Ontology annotation, molecular function: transcription corepressor activity. Gene Ontology annotation, cellular component: nucleus; cytoplasm. The record is from RefSeq and is a predicted model, not a curated record. The annotation marks the transcript as partial. The transcript has a single exon. Gene Ontology annotation, biological process: regulation of gene expression.